CCCUUUUCCCUUUUUCGUUUCUUUUUUAACUCCUCCUCCUCCUCCAUUAAAACCCUAAUUAGAUCCUUCCCCCUUCCCAAGAUCGCGUUUUGAUAUCGAUCUCCUCUCCUCUCGUUUCAUCUGGAAGAAAAAUGUCUGAGCAUUCAGAAAAUGCGGCUGAAAAUAUUAUAAACAACAUCAUGGAAACCAUUGCCGAUAAAAUCCCCAGACAGAAAUCGGUGAGAUUUUCUGAGGAAGAAAACACGGUCACUGCUCAGAUGAAUAAGCUUUUCGGGCGCCAGAAGUCUGUCCAUAAGAUUUUGGGCGGCGGAAAACCUGCCGAUGUGUUAUUAUGGAGGAAUAAGAAGAUCUCAUCGAGCGUAUUGACUACUGCAACAGCUAUCUGGACCCUUUUUGAGUGGCUCGAUUAUCACUUUCUGACUCUUGUUUGCCUUGGGCUUGUUGUUGGAAUGCUUAUCCAGUUUGUUUGGUCCAAUGCUUCCGGCAUGUUAAACAGGUCUUCUGAGGUACCUCGCGUGCAAUUGCCCAAUGAACUGUUUGUAAACAUUGCUGUGUUUGCUGGUACCCAAAUCAAUAAACUUUUGGGAUAUCUUCAAGAUGUUGCAUGUGGAAGAAAUUUGAAACAGUUUCUGAUUGCCGUGGCAGGCUUGUGGGCUGCUGCCAUAAUUGGUAGCUGGUGCAAUUUUCUGACUGUUCUUUAUAUUGGAUUUAUUAGUGCUCACACUCUUCCAGUGCUUUAUGAGAAAUAUGAAGAUCAAGUCGAUGACUUCGUCUACAACCUUCUUGGACUACUACAGAGCCAAUAUCGCAAGCUGGACACGAGCGUGUUGAGCAAAAUACCAAAAGGAAAUCUCAAGUCGAAGAAGAAUGAGUAGAGAUUUGGCAAGCUAUUCUCCUUGUUUGCUUGGUGAUUAUUUUUGUGUGACCAAAUGUUAUUAUUCCUAUGUCUAAACAAAAUUGAACCUUACUUUCUGCGCUAUGACUGCUGCAGAUAUUUCCUGUGCAUAUUGUUGUGGCAAUUGAAGCUAUUUAUAUUGCUGCACUUGUUAUUUA
This is a messenger RNA of Ananas comosus (pineapple), 1053 nucleotides long. RefSeq names its product reticulon-like protein B8. The record is from RefSeq and is a predicted model, not a curated record. The transcript is spliced from 6 exons. Lineage: Eukaryota; Viridiplantae; Streptophyta; Magnoliopsida; Poales; Bromeliaceae. The coding region runs from base 132 to 875 and encodes 247 amino acids.